UAACACUUCCAAACAGUCCAAAAGAUGUUUUCUUCUGUGUGGAUGACUGCCCCUACUUGACCAAGGUGGCACCUGCUGCUUCAUCCUUUUAACUCAUCUUUCUAAUAUCCUCUUUUAUAUAGCAACAACCACACCCUGCAAGGGGAAAAUAUACAACAGGGGCUAUUUGUGUGACAUUAGAACGACUUUUAUCUGCUUUAAAUGUGAUAUUCUGUUUAAUUUAUAGACUUGAUUAUGUUGUGUAUGUAUUUAUUGUCCUCCUUCAUUUUAAUAUAUCAUAUAUUCUCUUUUAUAUGUAGUAUGUGUAUCUAUUUUAUACUGGAUAUUCAGUGUAAUACAUGUACUAUCUGUGUACAGACUUGUGAUUGUGGUUUGAUUUGCUCUUCACCUCAUCUUCUGUAUAUCCUCUGAUAGUAACAAGGACACCCUGCAUACGCAAUACAGGCUACUCUAUAUAGACUGUGACCUACUUUGUAUUUAGUAGUUGCUGGAAUUCCUGAAUUCCUUUUUUGAGUCCUGCCAAUGACGAUGCAUGGCUGGUAACUGGCUUCCACAUUAAAGCCUUUCUUUGCGUUUUCCUCUCUGCGUUUUUGAUGCAUACAAGUCACUGGAGCAGAAAAUCAGUUUUUCUUCAUUUAGGACACUUCUUCUGGAGAAUUUUGCAAAGUCAGAAAACGGGGAUAUAGGAAAGAGGACGGGCGCCCAUCACUAGCCGCGGAGGGGCGCGCACCGCUGGAGGCAGUCGAGCUGCAGAACGGAGCUUGUUCGGAGGAACUCUGACUGAUGUUAGCGGCGGAGAGGAGACAGGGACGAGAGCUGGGUGGGCAUGACAUGUGAGCCAAGUCUGCACAGAUACAACAAACACCCAAAGUAGGCUAUGUCUGCGGCAGGGGCGGAUCGACUUCACACAGGUGAAUGAGAGCAAAUGCAGAUUCUCCCCUUUUUGAUUUUCUUUUUCUUUCUGUCCACGGUGAGAGGAGACCGAGACGGCAGCUGUAGCUCCCCGUGCCUGCUUCACUCUGCCUCAGUCUGGCAGGCGUCAAGGUGCAGCAAGCAGGAGAGGGGCGGAGGAAGAGCCGCUGUUUAAUUAACUAUCCGAGUAAACGUUUCUGCGCAGAGCAACCCGACGGCUUUACGGAGUGACCGCAGACAGAGAGACAAACAGACACACGGGAGAGGACACUAUGUCAAAGGAGACGAGAGGAAAAGGAUCAUCACGAAAGCACAGCGCCACUCAUUGGUGUCUGCAGAAUAUCGCACAAGAAUCAGUUGAGAGCUCAGAUGAGGAGUUCUUUGAUGCCAGAGAUGUUAUGGAGGGGAAGAGUGCCAUUCUUCUGGGCAUGAGUCAGUGGAACUCAAAUGAUCUGGUGGAACAGAUUGAAACUCUGGGACACAUGGAGGACCAGUCUCAUGAGGGUCUCUACCAGCUGGGUGGUCCACGAUGUGCCCCUCAGAGCAGCAUCGAAGGACUCGAGGACAAUGAGAGGAAAUGUAAGACGCAUGUGCUGCUGCUGGUGGUGCACGGGGGAAACAUCUUGGACACAGCAGGCGGAGACCCCAGCACAAAGGCUGGCGAUGUGGCCACCCUUGCCUCAGUGUUGGAGAAGGUGACGCGGGUGCAUUUCAAGGCUGUCGCAGAACACGUGAGGAUCAAGCUGGUGCCAUGUCCAGCUGUGUGCGCUGAAGCCUUCUCUCUGGUGUCCAAUCUGAACCCAUACAGCUAUGAUGAGAGCUGCGUGUCCAGUAGCGUGGACCACCUGCCCCUGGCUGCUCUCCCUCUCCUCGCAAUUGUCUCGCCACGCUACCAGGACGCCGUGGCGACCGUGAUCGCCCGAGCCAACCAGGUCUACCACAGCUUCCUGCAGUCGGAGGACGGGCAGGGAUUCACGGGUCAGGUAUGCCUGAUGGGCGACUGUGUGGGAGGUGUACUGUGCUUUGACGCUUUGUGCUUCAGCAACCACCAGAGGCCUGGCAGCCCCACCAACAGCAGCAGGAACAACAGCACUGAGAGCCUGAAGGAUAACUCGGGCCUGCUCGGAGAGUCCAGCCCGGGUCUGAGUUCUAGCAAGAGGCUGAGUAAAAGCAACAUUGAUAUCUCCGCCCCCAACGAAGGACACGGCCAGGGCGGGCCCCCGCUCAGCCGUAAGCAAAGUGACUCGUACGAUGGAGACACCUCGUCUACAGGCCAACACAGCUUUUUCUCCAGUUUGAUGAAGGACAGUGUGGAGGCUCGCGGCGGCAGUAGCACCAGUCUGGUGUUGAACCCCGGCCGAUUUGACUUUGAGGUGUCAGACUGCUUCUUGAUGGGCUGUCCACUGGGCCUUGUGCUGGCCAUGAGACGCACUGUGCUGCCUGCCGUCCAGGUGAGCCAGCUCCAUCCAGCCUGCUCUCAGAUUUUCAACCUGUUUUACCCUUCGGACCCUUCAGCCUCCAGACUAGAGCCGCUGCUUCAGCCUCUCUUUCACAAGUUGCCACCAUUUGCUGUUCCCCGCUAUCAGCGCUACCCUCUAGGAGAUGGACGCUCAAUGCUCAUAGCGGAGAGCAUCCAAGGUCAUACAAACGUGUUUCUGGAAGGUGAUCAAACUCCUGGAGGUCCAGCUUCACAGCCAUCCUCUGAGACCAAGACUGAGGGAGGAGGAGUAGAAGAGGGAGGUCGUAGAGCCAGCUUGACUAGUGUGGAAAGUGAAUCGUCGAUUUGCUCCAUGGGCCAGCUGGGAAACACCAUCGCUAACAUUUCCAGUAGCUGGUGGGGCUCCAAGAGGCUGGAUUAUGCUUUGUACUGCCCUGAUGUUCUGACUGCCUUCCCAACAGUGGCUCUGCCUCACCUUUUUCACGCCUCGUACUGGGAGUCCACUGACGUAGCAGCUUUUGUUCUUCGGCAGCUCAUGCGAUGUGACUGUGUGAAGACCCAGGAAGCGGACAAUUUGGACUCAGCUCCGUUCUCUCCCUCCAGCCCACGAGAAAAAUGGCUCAGAAGGAGGACACAUGUCAAACUAAGGAACGUCACUGCCAACCACAGGGUAAAUGAUGUCAUUGCCACCGAGGAUGGACCUCAAACUCUGGUUGGACGCUUCAUGUACGGCCCCUUGGACAUGGUCACUCUGACUGGAGAAAAGGUCGAUGUCCUGCUAAUGACACAACCUCAGUCUGGCCGCUGGGUGCACUUUGACACCGAGGUGACCAACAGUAGCGGCAGAGUCACAUAUACCAUACCCAAGAGCAGGAAGCUCAGCCUGGGAGUCUAUCCAAUUAAAAUGGUGGUCAAGGGGGAUCAAACAAGUGCAGAGGCCUACCUGACUGUGUUGCCACGGGGCAUGGAGUGUGUGGUCUUCAGCAUUGAUGGCUCUUUUGCUGCAAGUGUGUCAAUCAUGGGUAGUGACCCCAAGGUCCGUCCUGGAGCUGUUGAUGUCGUCAGGCAUUGGCAGGACCUGGGAUAUCUGAUUAUCUACAUCACAGGCCGCCCGGAUAUGCAGAAGCAGCGUGUGGUAUCCUGGCUCUCGCAGCAUAAUUUUCCCCAUGGGAUGAUCUUCUUUUCCGAAGGCCUGGUUCAUGAUCCCCUGCGACAAAAGACCAUCUUCCUCAGGAACCUCAUACAUGAGUGUCACAUUAAGAUCAACUCUGCUUAUGGCUCCAUGAAGGACAUCUCUGUUUACAACAUGCUUGGCCUCAGCCCCUCACAGAUUUAUAUUGUUGGCAGACCUUCAAAGAAGUACCAAAAUCAGUGCCAGUUCCUGAGCGAGGGCUAUGCAGCGCACCUCUCAACCCUUCAAUUUGGACACAGAGCCAGACCCAAGAAAUCCCCUUCGGUUCGUAUGGUCCUAAGGAAAGGCUCAUUUGGUCUGUCAGCGAAGCCCGAUUUCCUGUGUAAGCGCACCCACCUGCGCAGGACCAUGUCAGUACAACAGCCCGACCCACCCUGUACACCCAACCCCAAGCCUGAGAGAGCCCAGAGCCAGCCAGAGUCAGAUAAGGACCACGGGGAGGAGGAGGAGGAGGAGGAGGAGGAGGAGGAGGUGGACAAGGUGCAUGGGGACGGGCCUCCAUGCAUCGUGGAGACACUACUCCCUGACGUCAAAAGAGAGAUGAAAGGAUUGCAGGUGGAUAGAAGAGGAGAACAAAGGGGUCUAAGUGUCCAGGGCCAAGGAAUCCUCUGGAGAUCAGCCCUGGAAAGUCAGUCCCAGAACUCAACCCACUCUGCUCACGCCUCCCGUAAGACAAUGUGUGGACCUCCACUCUCCAGGCUUGUCAGCUGGCCACCCUCUGGAUCUCCCCCCACCUCUGGACCCCCACUCUUGCCUGCCAGCACCCCCUUUGCACAAUUUACCCACUUAACUAUCACUUGUCCGAUCUGCUUCUGGGUUCCCCUCUGAGUCCUGACAUAAUAAUAAUCUUCCUUUAUAACUACAUUUAAUGUAGCAUUUUCACAUCUAGUUUAUGCCUGUACCAGCACUCAUUAAUAACAUCCAAAGCUAUGAGAAACAAUUUCUCAAGCACCAGCUGGCUCUAAAACAUGCCGUCUACGAUAACGUUACAGUGACCUACUGUUGAAUGCAUCUAAUACUACAUGACUGUCUACAACGAGGACUUGCAACUUUGAGAUUUCAUUUAACUAACGUUGUAACUAUAACCAGAGUUGUUAUAGCUCUGACUACAGCCUUUAACAUCAACACAACACAAAAAGGAGUUACAGGAAGCCGUGUUAGAUUCUUGUUCAGCUCAUG
Micropterus salmoides (largemouth bass) is the source of this 4721-nucleotide messenger RNA. RefSeq names its product membrane-associated phosphatidylinositol transfer protein 3-like. NCBI's taxonomy places the organism in Eukaryota, Metazoa, Chordata, Actinopteri, Centrarchiformes, Centrarchidae. Gene Ontology annotation, cellular component: cytoplasm. Gene Ontology annotation, molecular function: phosphatidylcholine intramembrane carrier activity; phosphatidylinositol transfer activity; phosphatidylinositol binding. The record is from RefSeq and is a predicted model, not a curated record. Gene Ontology annotation, biological process: phospholipid transport.